Messenger RNA from Odontomachus brunneus, 4765 nucleotides. RefSeq lists its product as uncharacterized. Gene Ontology annotation, cellular component: plasma membrane. Gene Ontology annotation, biological process: detection of chemical stimulus involved in sensory perception of smell; sensory perception of smell. The transcript is spliced from 21 exons. NCBI's taxonomy places the organism in Eukaryota, Metazoa, Arthropoda, Insecta, Hymenoptera, Formicidae. Bases 1 to 3135 code for a protein of 1044 amino acids. The record is from RefSeq and is a predicted model, not a curated record. Gene Ontology annotation, molecular function: olfactory receptor activity; odorant binding.
AUGUCCUUCUACGAUAACUAUUACUAUCGUAUUAAUAAAUUGCUCCUAUCUAUGAUCGGCCAAUGGCCGUAUCAAUCGCGAUUGAAGGCUACCCUAAUGUUAGCCGUUAUGUCGUUUUUCCUUUGUACUAUCACAAUCUUAGAGUUUUGGAGUCUAUUAGCUGGAAUAACGGAUUUGAGUAUUAUUAUGGAGAAUACGCCUAUUUUCCUGGUGUGCGUUGCCGUCAUUUCGAAGUUGGGAAAUUUUAUCGUUAAUAAGGACAAAAUGAAGAAACUACUGGAUUACAUCGAGAAAGAUUGGAAUAUGAUGCAGGCAGGGCCGCGAAACAAAAUAUUACAACUCUACGCCGAACAAAGCAGAAUUUUAACGAUAAGAUACGCGCUGAUCUUUUAUGCAGCGUGGUUUUGCUACUGUAUGAUGCCAUUCGUCUUCACUGGAUUAUAUUUACUGUUGCCUACAAAUGAGACCUACCCGCAAAAAUUUCUGUUUCGCUUGGAACACGUCUUAGAUAUAGAUAAAUACUAUAACCUGCUUAUGAUUCAUGCCUUCGUUAGCCUGUUCUUCGCGAUAUCAUUGCCAAUAGCAAUCGACAGCAUGUUUAUAGUUUGCAUUCAGCAUGUUUGCGCACUGUUCGAGAUUAUACGCUACAAUAUGAAGAAUAUCGGGAAAUCAGAUUAUGUGAUACUAAAACCGAAUAUAGCUGAUGACCACGCAUAUCAUAUUAUAAAACACUGCAUCAAAGUUUAUAACCAUUCCGCCGAUUACAGUUGCAAUUGGUACACGAUUUCGUUGAGAUCUAGACGAUUGUUACUAUUCACGUUAUUGCGUACCAUGAAACCGUGUCAAAUAAGGGCUGCCAGAUGCAAAAUGUCCUUCUACGAUAACUGCUACUAUCAUAUCAAUAAAUUGCUUCUAUCUAUUACCGGCCAAUGGCCGUAUCAAUCGCGAUUGGAGGCUACCGUAAUGUUAGCCGUUGUGUCGUUUUUCCUUUGUACUUUCACAAUCUUAGAGUUUUGGAGUCUAAUAGCUGGAAUAACGGAUUUGAGUAUUCUUAUGGAGAAUACGCCUCCUUUCCUGGUGUGCGUUGCCGUCAUUUCGAAGUUGGGAAAUUUUAUCGUUAAUAAGGACAAAAUGAAGAAACUACUGGAUUACAUCGAGAAAGAUUGGAAUAUGAUGCAGGCAGGGCCGCGAAACAAAAUAUUACAACUCUACGCCGAACAAAGCAGAAUUUUAACGAUAAGAUACGCGCUGAUCUUUUAUGCAGCGUGGUUUUGCUACUGUACGAUGCCAUUCGUCUUCACUGGAUUAUAUUUACUGUUGCCUACAAAUGAGACCUACCCGCAAAAAUUUCUGUUUCGCUUGGAACACGUCUUAGAUAUGGAUAAAUACUAUAACCUGCUUAUGAUUCAUGGCUUCGUUAGCGUGUUCUUCGUGGUAUCAUUGCCAAUAGCAAUCGACGGCAUGUUCAUAGUUUGCAUUCAGCAUGUUUGCGCACUGUUCGAGAUUAUACGCUACAAUAUGAAGAAUAUCGGGGAAUCAGAUUAUGUGAUACUAAAACCGAAUAUAACUGAUGACCACGCAUAUCAUAUUAUAAAACACUGCAUCAAAGUUUACAAUCAUUCCGCCGAAUUUUCAGCUUUGCUUUCGUCCUCUUUCGCAGCGUCAUUCUUCUUUCUUUUAGGAAUCGUGAUUAUAAAUUUAAGUUUCAGCGCGGCCGAGCUAAUAAUGGUGGACAUCCAAAUGGAUGACUGUAUCAGAAUCAUCGCUGCCAAUGUGGCACAAUUUGUGCAUAUAUAUUAUUUGAGCCUUUUGAGUCAACAACUGAUCGACUAUAGCAGCGGACUUCACGAAGUAAUGUAUGUACCUACCGACAUCAUGGCGGGAGUAUUUCCAGUGAUAAAAUACCGCUAUUAUUACCUCAAUAAAUUCACCCUGUGCGCUAUCGGCCAGUGGCCGUAUCAGAAGCGACUGGAGGCUAACACGAUGUUCGCCAUCACGUUGUUCAUGUUUGGCAGUUUGACGGCCUUAGAGUUUUUGGGCUUGAUAAAAGGAAUAACGAACCUGAGCAUCAUCAUGGAGAACACGACUCCUUUGUUGGUGAACGGCUUCCUCUUCGUGAAGUUGAUUAACUUUUACUUUCAAAAGAGCAAAAUGAAAGAGCUGUUGGUUUACAUCGAGGAGCACUGGAAGAUCAUGUCAUCUGGCCCGCAGAAUGAAAUAUUACGGAGCUACGCGGAGCAAAGCAAAGUAUGGUUGAUAAGAUACGCGAUGUCCCUUUAUCUAUUGGGUCACUUCUAUAGCUUAAUGCCCUACGCCGUAAGCGGUAUAUACUGGUUUCUGCCGAACGUGACCUACUCGGCCAGAUUUUUAUAUCGUCUGGAGCAUGUUUUCGACAUUGAGAAAUACUUCCAUUUGCUCGUGUUUCAUCUCUACAUUGGCCUGAUGUUUAUGCUGACGGUGGCAAUAGCGGUUGACAGCAUGUUCUUAAUGUGCAUUCAGCAUGUUUGCGCGCUGUUUGAGAUCAUACGCUACAACAUUGAACAUAUACAAGAACCGGAUGUCAUAAUACUUAGGCCGCAUAUAGAGUACGACAAACCAUACCAAGUAAUAAUCAAUUGCAUCAAAAUCUACAAUAGUGCCUAUGAAUUCUCCGAACUGCUCUCGUCCAGUUUCGAAAUGUCUUACUUCUUUCUGCUAGGAAAUGUAAUUCUGUCUUUAAGUUUCUGCAUGGCUGAGGUGAAUAUCCGACAAGCUGAAAAGGCUGAGACGCUUGUGUUUUCGUUUCACUUAAUUAAUAAAUACCUAUUAUUCAAGAUGAUAAUGGUGGAUGUCCAGUUGGAUGAGGUCAUCAGAAUCCUUGCUAACAGUGUGGGUCAGUUAGUGCAUAUAUAUUACAUCAGUUUUAUAUCUCAACGAUUGAUCGACUACAGUAGCGAGCUUCACGAAGUAAUUUACAGCUGCAACUGGUAUACGACCUCUAUACGAUCCAGACAAUUAUUACAAUUAACGUUAUUGCGUGCCAUGAAACCGUGUAAAAUAAAAGCAGGCAAGAUAUAUGUGUUGUCAAUGGAGAACUUCAGCUCGAUUAUACAAGUUUCCUUGUCUUACUUCACUAUGCUCACUUCACUCCAAUAGUUUCUUACGCAACUCAGGAUCAUGCAAAAUGUUUGUUUUAUUAAAAGUUUAGGUGUGUGGAUAAAUCGUUCGGAUAUAAUGAUGACCAACCUAUUUAUUUGAUACGUUAAUUUAAACACUUGUUUCUUGCUCCCUAGUACCGGAAGAAUGUAUCUUCACAUAAUGACAAGAUGAUAUAAAAUAUUUUUCAAUUUUCACGUUCGUUUCACAGCUAUUUCAGUUAUAUUUUAUGAAAGUGCAAUCUAACGUGAUAAACGCUGUUGAUUAUUAAUAAAUAAUCUACUAAUAAGCAGUUACUAAUAAGUGAACAAAAUGAAAUAUGCGGGGUAAUAAUUGAGAAUAAGUGUGUAUGUACAUAAUAUUCUUGUGCUUGUUUAACAAAGUGAACCAUGUCGCGUUACUAACCGGCCACCAAAUCGGCUUGCCGUAAGACAGAAGUGCCCGAAUAUGUGCCUAAUCUUAGACAAUUUUAGUCUUUAAAUACAAAUAUUUAAACUUUCAACAUAAAAUAUAUCUCAAGGUAUUAAAUAUGUAAAUAUAUUCUAUAUUGGAAGUUUAAAUAUUCGUAUUUAAAAAAAAGAUCAAAAUAAUAAGCAUGUUCAAAAUUAGAUUCGGAAAUUAAUAUCUUGACCUUAUUAAUAUCUUGUUUCUUUCCCAUUUCAAUGAAAACUAGAAGAGUACUACGCGUGUUAUGUAUCAAAUACACUUGGUUUGUUAUUUACUUUAAAACCUGCGUAUAUACCAGUGACAGAGAUAUGCUGCGCCGAUUAUCAAUGUAACAAUAACUGUAUGUAUGCAGACCGCAGAAAUUAGUUGUAAUUAACGGGUGAUUUUAUCUGCAAACGUAUUUAUUAUCACUGAAAAAGAUAAACUCUUUGUUGUAAGUAAAUUUUAAUAAUAAUACUGAUUUAAUCUUAAAAAUAUUUUAUUAAUUAGCGACCGUUUGACUGUCUUUUUAAUAUAACCAUCUGGUUACAAUACUGUUACACCGUGGAACGAUAAUAGUUCAGACAACGACUUAAAUGAUAUGCAUCUAUAAUGUAUAUUCAAUUUCGCCGAGUGUAUGUUACUUUUGCUUUGGCGCUAAACAUUACUCUUGACCAGCACUUGUAUCAUAGGUUGGUAACGGCUUGUUGGUGAAAUUAUCAUUCACGCAAGUAGGCAGCCAAUGUACAUUUUACCUAGGUGACUUUAUGUAGGUAAGUAAGAAUGAAUGAGGUAAGGAUAGUGAUAAUAACAUGUAAGAUAGUUUUACGUAGAUAACUAAGAGUAAAGAAUACAGAUGGGGUAAACGUUAUUUAAGACUUCAACCCAUUUCAAAUAUCAGUGAUACAAACGUCCCAGUCUUGCUCCGAAAACGGUAAUGUGACUCGAGCAUAAUUAUUUUAUGUUAUACCUGAAUUCGGCAAUUUACGUGGAUCACAAUUAACACAAGACAAUAAUCGAAGAGAGAAAAGUCUUAAAUGAGUUACUAUUGAUUCUGUGCAUUCUCUACGUGUCUCCUGUUAAUAAAAAAAAUUGCUGCUCUUUUUUUCGCCAACGUCGCAGUAGAAUCGUUGUACAGAUCUUGCAAAUAGCUCGCGCUAGCUCUUAUUGGCUUUAGUCAUCUUGCUUAAUUAAGAGUAGACAA